AGGAAAUGCUGUGUAAAUAGUUUAUGCUGGAUUAUUUUUAUUUGCAUUUUUAUUGUUUUUAAUUGAGGUUAGUUGCAUCCGUGGAUGCAGAACUCAGGAAUAUGGAGGGCUGUUGUUUUGUUUCAUUGCACUGUGGUUACAUGAGUCAGCACAGGAGAUGAAAUCACAUAGAAUUAUACACAUACUUUAUACCAUUGUCAGUUUCCUGGUUUUGAUAUUGUACUAUAGUAACAUAUAAUAUGACCUUUGAGGUAAACUAGGUGACGGGUGUGGAGCUUUUCUGCAGUAUCUUUAUGACUCCCUGUAAAAUUGUAAUUAUUUCAAAAUAAUUUUUUUUAAUUGACAGAUCCAGCAACACUGGGCCUAGACUUGCAGAGCAGUAAUUGGUUGCUGCUAAGUAAAGGAUCCCUCUUUAGAUGGUGCAUGUGCUCAAAGGCCUACUCUUCCUUCAUUCACUCUAUUUGGUUCCCCUUUAUUAUGUUCAUUAUAUUAUGUGGCACCAUCCAGACAUAACUAAUCUUUUCUUUCUGUCUCUUAAUAAAGUCAUGGACAUUGAAAAACAAAGUAGUCUUAAAGUGAAAAUGUAUGUGUAUAUACUGUUUGUGGCUCCAGGUAACCAUGACAUUUGAUGAUGUGGCCUUAUAUUUUUCGGAGCAAGAGUGGGAGAUCCUGGAGAAAUGGCAGAAGGAAAUGUAUAAGCAAGAGAUGAAGACCAAUUAUGAGACCCUUGAUUCCCUGGGCUGUGCUUUUUCCAAGCCAGAUUUGAUCACGUGGAUGGAACAAGGGAGAAUUCUAUUAAUCGGAGAUCAGAAAUGCUUAGAUGAAAGAAGAAUGACAAUUAGCCCUUCUGAUGAGCAGCUGGGCUUGAAGAACACUGGAACGUCAUCAUGUUUCGGUGACCAAGGAACUCUUGGGACAAAAGAAGAGGAAUCCUAUUUAAAUGGUCUUCAAAAGCAUGACUUGUGUGCUACCUUAUCAGGGAAGGGUAGAAAGACUUUAUUGGAUCAAAGAACCACCUUCCAAUCUCCAAGUCUCCACAAAACAGAGACUCUACAUAAAAAAUUCAGUGUCACAGCAUCUAAUCAGGACAAGAAAGAUCCAUCGCAUAAACCUCCGGAUACCCCAGGUCACCUGGAAAUUCCAGCAGGGCCAAGAUUUUAUCCCUGCUGUGUCUGUGGGAAAGCCUUCCAGGGAAAGAGUGACUUGGUAAACCACAAAAGGAGCCACCCCAAGAACCAGCCCUAUAAAUAUCCAAAGUACAAAAGCAAAUCCAGAGGGAAAUCUGAACUCAGGCGAAGCCAGAGAUUGCCGUGUAAGAAGAAGCGGUUCCAGUGCAAUGAGUGUGAGAAGAGCUACUAUCUGAAGGGCAGCCUAGUCACUCACCAGGUUGUCCACACAGGACAGCGGCCCUACCCGUGCCCUGAAUGUGACAAGACCUUCCGGUAUAGAGCCAACUUGAAGAAGCACCUGUGUUUGCACAAAGAGGAGAGGCCGUUUCGCUGUGAGGAGUGCGGCAAGGGUUUCAUCGAGCAGUGUGAGCUCACUGAGCACCUGCGGCUGCACAGUGGGGAGAAGCCUUUCCGGUGUCCAGUGUGUGACAGGAGCUUCCGCCUGAAGAGAGGGAUGAAGGUCCAUCUUUCCCAGCACAGCGGGAAGAAGCCCUUCCACUGUCCAGAGUGUGGCAGAAGCUUUUCUCGGGAGGCUACCUUGAAGACCCACCAAAGGACACAUAGUGAAGAGAAGCCAUUUUCUUGUGAUGAAUGUGGGAGGAAAUUCAUCUACAAGAUUAAACUCGAUGAGCAUAUCAGAGUGCAUACAGGGGAAAAGCCCUUUUCGUGUCCCGAGUGUAAUAAAAGUUUCCGCCUAAAGAGAAGCCUAAAAGCCCAUCGAUUGCAGCACAGUGGGAAGAAGCCCUUCCAGUGCCCAGAGUGUAAUAAGAGCUUCUUCUGGAGGAAUGCCAUGAAGGCCCACCAGCGCCUACAUAGUGAGGAGAAGCCGUUCUCCUGCGGGGAGUGUGGCAAGAGGUUUACCCGGCCCUCCAAGCUCGCCUGCCAUAGCCGAGUCCACAGCAGGCCAAAGGAGUUCCCCUGUGGCGAGUGCAAAAAGACCUUUGCUCACCAGUCAGGGCUCACCCAGCACCUCAAGAUCCACACCACAGAAAAGCCGUUCUGCGCUGAGUGCAGCCGGAGCUUCCGCCGACGCGCCCACCUCACCGAGCACAUGAGGCUUCACAGCGGGGAGGAGCCUUUCCAGUGUCCUGAGUGUGACAAGAGCUUCUCUUGGAAGGCCUCCAUGAAGUUCCACCAGCGGACACACAGGGACGAGAAGCCCUUCAGGUGUAGCGAGUGUGGCAGGACUUAUACUCAUCAGUCUCAGCUCACUGAACAUCUGAGAGUCCACAGUGGAGAGAAACCCUACCAGUGUCCUGAAUGCAAUAAAAGUUUCCGUCUCAAAGGGAAUUUGAAAAGCCACCUGCUCCAGCACAGUGGCAAAAAGCCAUUCUCUUGUGCUAUGUGUGGCAAAAGUUUCACCCAGCAGUACAGGCUCACAGAACACAUGCGAGUCCACAGUGGUGAGAAGCCCUUCCAGUGUCCAGAGUGUGACAAGAGCUACUGCAUAAGGGGGAGUCUGAAGGUCCAUUUGUAUACGCACAGUGGAGAGAGGCCCUUCCGGUGUACUGAGUGUGGCAAGGGCUUCCUGCAGAAGAGAAGUUUGAAGGCCCAUUUGUACCAUCACAGUGGGGAGAGGCCUUUUUCUUGUGAUGAGUGUGGAAGGAGCUUCACGUAUGUGGGGGCACUCAAGACCCACACUGCGCUGCAUGCCAAGGAAAAGCCCUCCAGUGUCUAGGUCAAACCACACGGCAGUCACGCAGUGACAUCUUUUAGGUGGAGCCAGCAGCUCUGUUAGCUUGAGGCAGGGUAAAGAAUUCUCAGAACGCCGGCGACAGACACACUGGCCAGAUACGGUCAGAGGCACCUGAUGGCUCCUUGACAAAAGUUCCACGUGAUCCAGGCAAAGACAGUUGAAGAGGAAUUUUCCUUUGAUAAGCUUCAUAGACAAGGCCUGCCAGGCAUGGAAGAAACAUUAUAUACUGAUGCGCUGGUCCAGCAGAUCUUUCCAGGGCCAUCCAAGAGCAUAAUAAUCCCUUCAUUAAAUUCAGAAACCACAGCCUCAGCGAACAAAUGUUAGGGACAGGAAUGCUUACCCCAUAUACCUCAGUCGCCUUUUCUUUACCGGGCCUCCUUAUUUAAAUUUCUGUUGACAACCUUGAGUUUUCUCUCAUAGUGGAUUUUCAUUUUCUCUCAGAUGGUGAGAGGGCAUCUGUUUCUUGGCAGAAUUUCUCUAUACUGUUAAAAAUAAAUGUUGUCUUCUACCAUCUCACUUGUUAAAAUGAUCACCCACAUAAAUGUUAUUUCCUUCUGGAUUAAUUUAGAAAACCACCAUUGUGAAUAACAAACAAUGUUAUUUAUCUGUUUCUGCAUUUUCAACAGUGAUGUGUCAACUCUCAAAGAAAUAUUCUUUCCUUAAUGUUAGGGUCUCUUGAGGAAAAUACUGAAGAAAAAAAUAUUGCCAGUCUGUGGCAUCACUCCAUUUUUUUUUCUCUGUGGCUUAAUCUAUUGUUAUAAGGCAGUUUUUCAGGCUAUUCUAGCAAAUUUGCAUCUGCGUUUCAGACUGUCAAUCUUUAACAAUUACUCCCAAGAAAAUUUAUACAGCUUUCCUUAGGAAAUUUUGAGGCCUUCAUAAAUUUUAUGUCUGUAGCAGGAAAUGUGGUUCCAAAUUACCUGAAUCAGAAUCAGUUGGGAUCAAGGGCAUUAGAAGAAUUAGUAUCUAUACAAAGAGGAAAAAAAGUGCCACCUGUGGUUGGUACAGUUCUGUGGGUGCCUGUUGGUGAGUCAGUGGUGCCGUAGUGCAAAGAAAAAAGCACUUUAGCUGUGCCAGGGCACAUGUGAGCCAAACUUCAGCACUCGCUGGCCUCUUCAGCAGUGCACCUCAGGACAACUCUGUGUUUUUGCCUGGGAUGCAUGUUUAAAAUGCAGACUCUUGGGGCCCUCCACAGAUGAACUGAGUGAGAAUCCUCCCAGGUGAUGCUGUGUAAACUAAAGUUUCAAAACCUUGGAUCUGGUGAAUGAAGAAACUGGAGAAAGAACUGUUUUUGUCAGGCAUUCUAGCCAUUCUGGGGUGAGAUUCAGGUUAGAACUCUUCCUUGUAGCCUUUUUCUCCUCCCUUUUGUAAUAAAGCUUCUUGUG
Lemur catta (Ring-tailed lemur) is the source of this 4247-nucleotide messenger RNA. RefSeq names its product zinc finger protein 425 (gene ZNF425). The record is from RefSeq and is a predicted model, not a curated record. Gene Ontology annotation, biological process: regulation of DNA-templated transcription. Bases 586 to 2847 code for a protein of 753 amino acids. The transcript has 3 exons. Lineage: Eukaryota; Metazoa; Chordata; Mammalia; Primates; Lemuridae.